AUGGCUGUAGAAACAACCGACCAAGUCCACCAGGACGCCACCCUCGUCUACAACUACCACCGCAUGAACAUGCCCCUCCACCCCGCCGACGCAAUCUUCUGCCUCUGCAGCCUCGACACGCGCAUCGCCGCCCACGCCGCGCAACUCUAUCUCGACGGCCUGGCGCCCUACCUCAUCUACUCAGGCGACUCGGGGGCCCUGACAAAGGGCCUCUUCAGCGAGCCCGAGGCGGUGGUCUUUGCCGCCAUUGCGCGCGAGAUGGGCGUGCCCGAGGACAAAAUCAUCGUGGAGCCCCAUGCCAGGAACACGGGCGAGAAUGUGCGCUUCACGUACGACCUCUUGCGGGAAAAGGGACUGAAAUUUGAGAAGUUGGUGCUGGUGCAGAAGCCGUACAUGGAGAGGAGGACGUAUGCGACGUUUAGGAAGCAGUGGCCGGAUGAGACGACGGUGUUUACGGUUUCGAGCCCGAAGCUGAGCUUUGAUGAUUAUCCUGAUGCGAGCAAUACAAGGGAACUCGUCACCAGUAUCAUGGUGGGCGAUUUGAUUCGCAUUCGGGAGUAUCCUACGCAGGGGUUUCAGAUUGAGCAAGAGAUUCCGGAGGAGGUUUGGGAGGCUGGGCAGAGGCUUGUGAGGGCGGGUUUUGAUAAGCAUCUGCCGUGA
Messenger RNA from Trichoderma gamsii, 660 nucleotides. RefSeq lists its product as hypothetical. The transcript has a single exon. Bases 1 to 660 code for a protein of 219 amino acids. The record is from RefSeq and is a predicted model, not a curated record. NCBI's taxonomy places the organism in Eukaryota, Fungi, Ascomycota, Sordariomycetes, Hypocreales, Hypocreaceae. Gene Ontology annotation, cellular component: plasma membrane.